AUGUACGCCGCGGACGACGCGGACGAUGACGGGCACCGGACCGCGUUCCGCAUCGCGGAGAAGAAGUGCGCGCCGCGCCGCGCCUCGCGUCGUUUCUCGUCUCGUCUCGUCUCGUCGCGUCGCGUCGCGUCGCGUCGCGUCGCGUCCGCGCCCUCCCUCCGUCCGACGCGACGACGACGCAUCUCGCGGUCAUCACCACGUCUCAUCACCUGUCAUCUCGCCCGCGCCCUCCGCGCCUCCUCCUCCUCCUCCUCCGUCGCGCGCAGGUACAAGCUCCACCGCGAGCAGACGUUCCGCACGGACGCGAAAGGUCGCCGCCGCGGCAGGCUCGCGCGGCUCGUGACCAGACCGGUCGACCUCGACGACGUCGUCGACCUCCGCGACGCCUCCUCCUCCUCCGCGCUCGUCCGACGCGUGAGCGACGACGACGGCGUCACCGAGUACUUCACGAUGCCGGAGACGCACCCGGGGUGCGUCCUCGUCCCGAACGCGCUCGACCUCGACGCCCAGCGCGAGUGGCUGCGAGCGGCGGCGACGACGAUGCACGAGCCCCCCGCGAGGACGAACCACGGCGCCGCGCGCGGGAGCUUCUCGGGUCUGUGGGACGCGGCGGCGACCGGCGACCGCUGGCUGCGCGACCGGGAGGCGCGCGAGGGAAGAAGCGAGGGAAGCGAGGGAAGCGCGGGAAUGGAAAAAGAAACGGACGCGUGGGAGACGUUAGACCCGGCGCCGACGAAGGGCGACCCGCGAUGCGCGACAUCCGCGUCGCAUCUACUGCGGAAGCUGCGUUGGGCCACCGUCGGCGCGCCGUACGACUGA
Molecule: messenger RNA, 819 nt
Organism: Micromonas pusilla CCMP1545
Lineage: Eukaryota; Viridiplantae; Chlorophyta; Mamiellophyceae; Mamiellales; Mamiellaceae
Exons: 1
Coding region: 1-819 (272 amino acids)
Biological process (GO): oxidative RNA demethylation
Cellular component (GO): nucleus; cytoplasm
Molecular function (GO): ferrous iron binding; oxidative RNA demethylase activity; broad specificity oxidative DNA demethylase activity
Source: RefSeq, a predicted model, not a curated record